This is a messenger RNA of Perca flavescens (yellow perch), 1385 nucleotides long. It is a transcript of the gene adgrg6, whose product is annotated as adhesion G protein-coupled receptor G6. The transcript is spliced from 6 exons. NCBI's taxonomy places the organism in Eukaryota, Metazoa, Chordata, Actinopteri, Perciformes, Percidae. The record is from RefSeq and is a predicted model, not a curated record. Bases 324 to 1385 code for a protein of 353 amino acids.
UCUGUUUCCCCGCGAACGGUCACCGGUCCUCCCGCUGAGGAAACGUCUCCACACCGCUGUCGCCGCCGGGGAGUCCGGAUCUCUAAAGCGAACACACCCGGCCCCUUUCUUUUCUUUCUUUAUUUCUUUUAUCUCCAUCUCUUCAUCCGUCUCCAAAACUUUUGCAGACUCUUGACAGCGUGCACGCGGCGCAUUUUUUUUUGGGGGAUACUGUUGAUUUGGAGUCUCGGAACUUUUCAGUGCAAGAGAAAAAGAGACAGAAAGUUCCCGAGACUUUGGGAGGAGAAUGAUUCUGCUGGGGGCCCAGCUGCUCCACUGAACACAUGGCUUGGUGUACGGGCGGAGGCCCAGGAGGAAGGUGGAGGCUCCGUCAUGCCGUCCAGGUCGUCCUGCUGUGGAUGAGUCUGCAGCGGUGCGCGCUGGGCUGCAGCUCCACCAACUGUAUCGCGACGCUGACGGACUCCCAGGGGGAGUUCACAUCGCCCUGCUACCCCGACAAAUACCCCAAUUUGCAGACGUGUAAGUGGACGCUGCAGGCCCCCGCCGGCUUCAUCAUCCAGCUCUCAUUCCUGGACUUUGACCUGGAGGAGGCGCCGGGCUGCAUCUACGACCGGGUGGUGGUGAACACGGGAAACGCGGAUGUUAAGUUCUGCGGCCCGACGGCCAGCGGGCUGACCCUGAACUCGACGGGGAACGUGAUGGAGCUGUCCUUUGACUCCGACUUCAGCGUGCAGAAGAGAGGGUUCAGUGUUAGCUUCAGACACGUUGCCGUGGCGCUGAGGAACCAGAAGGUCGCCGUAUCCAACGGCAACGGCCAGGUCACCAAGGUCGGCAACUCCGUUUCCAUACCGACGCUCAGUCAGCUCACCCUCUGCUUUGAGGUGGAGCGCAUCGGCAGCCAUAAAGAGAAAGAGUGGCUCUUCACCUACCACGACAGCAGCAACAACGUGGCGCUGAGCCUGGGCGCCGAUCAGACCGGCAUGAACCUGAUUGUGGACUCGGUGGCGUGCUCCAUCGACUCCAUCCUCUCCGCCGCUGACCUCACCGCCGCCAUGAAGCCUUUCUGCGUGACCUGGAUGUCCUCCAACGGGAAGGUGGCGGUCUACUUCAACGGGAACCACUGGGCCAAAACCUGCUCCACUUCUAUUGGACACUCGGUACCAGCCGGGGGGGUGUUCCGGUUAGGAGGUCAGCAGAGCUUCGACGGGAAUAUCUACAACCUCCGGCUGUGGAACUACGCCAUGCAGGAGCUCAGCGAGAUGAACUGCAACGUGGUGGGGAACGUCAUCGAUUGGGACAACAGCCACUGGACCAUCCCGUCCGCCUUGGCCCAGACCGACACCACGCUCAGCUGCAGUGAGUACAGCAAACUUGGAUUGAAUUGA